This is a messenger RNA of Eupeodes corollae, 9978 nucleotides long. RefSeq lists its product as uncharacterized. The transcript has 13 exons. Lineage: Eukaryota; Metazoa; Arthropoda; Insecta; Diptera; Syrphidae. The record is from RefSeq and is a predicted model, not a curated record. The coding region runs from base 1891 to 8259 and encodes 2122 amino acids.
CCAAAGCACCAUUCAUUCCAUUUGGCCUACAAAAAAAAAUCUGACAUGACAGAAUAUAAUCCAAGAUGGACGACGCUUCAAGAAUCUGCAGAGUAUCGUUCGUUCGUUGGUUAUUUUCUUUCUUUUUUUAAACCAACAAUUAAACCAAAUAAAUCUGUUUAAUUAAAAUAAAACAAAACCCAUAAAGUGUGCGCGUUAAAUGAAUUAAAUUUUAUACCCUCAAAUCAAUUGUGAGCAAAGUUAUAAGCCGAGAAAAGAAAAAUAAUAUACAAUCGCGAGUGAACAAGCAAGCAAAAAGCAAAGAAAAAAAAAAGCAAAAGCAAAGAAAAAAAAAUUCCCAUUCAUCCAUCAAUUCGUUCGUUCCUUGGUUACUUUUUUUUUGGUUUUUCAUUAUUUGUCAAAACUGAUACACGGCGAGUUUCUAAUCCAUCUCCAAACCUACACUGCCUGCCUGCCCUGUCGUCUUUUGGUUUUCGUCAUCUCGUCAUUCACGUCGCUGUCGUUCUUUCGCCGCCCAUCAUCGUCCUCUCGUCCGUCAGAGGAAAAAAGUGUUAAAGUAGCUUAAGCCGCUCCGCUUUUGGUUUGUUUUCCUCGGGAAUCCCAAAAGAAACCCAAAUAGAAAACGAAAACGAAUCCUCACAGUUGUCGACGAGAAUCUGAAAAUCCGUGAUCGAGUUUGAGUUUUCUUCUAUCUGCAGUGGAGUGUUUUUCUGGUCGUAGUUUUGUUGAAUGUUGUGAUUUUCAUGUUUGCCGUGGCCGUUGUCCCAAAUUGAGCAAUCCUCUGGGGAAAUAAUUAAAUUGUAUGUGAUAAUCCGGGGAAGAGGAAAGAAGUGUUGUUGAGGAAGCAAGUUUUAAAGUGAAAAUGCCAAAUUGCUUCACAGGAAUUUCCCAACUCUACGCGACAUGAAGGUGAAUGAGAGUUUGACAAACUGCGGAUAGUCCGUCUGUCUGUUGUGCGGUCAUCAUAAAUUUUCAACUCAAAACCAUUGAAUCCACAUCGAAAAGGCUUCUCGCGAAAUUAACAAAAAAAUAAAAAUAAAAAAAAACAACAAAAAUAAAGAAAAAUAAAUUUUACAUUGUCGUUGUUUGCCGUCGUCGUUUUGGAGCGAGAGAGCAGGGUUUAUCUGGGCUGAGCUGAGCUGGGUUGGGCAUUGGGCUGUAUAUCGGUAUCCUGCACUGCAACUGCAAACUGCAACCUCCCUCCUCCGCUGGCACUCGUCGUUGUCGCGCGUCAACACAAAAUCCACUCUAACAAGGACUGAGGAUUAUUAUACUCUGCCUCUUGCCUGCCGCGGACGACCUUUAUUGGAUUAUAAUUAUAUUCACGUUUACGCGUUUUCUGCUUCUCGUCGUAGUCGUCGUAUUUCGGUUGUUAUUCCUCCCCCUGAAGCACUCUGUAGCAUUGUACCAGUGUAGCAGUGUAGCACCCGCAACUUGCAACCCGUUCUCUACCAACAUCCCCCUAUUCCUUCUCUUCUGGCUCGUCUGCUGGUUGAGUUAAGUCGCGUUGAGUGUGCAGCCUCUAUUGGGAUUAAAUAGCUCGUAUUCUCGUACGUCGUUGCCGUCGUCGUCGUCGCUUGCACCUACCAACCUACCUACCUACCUUCUUGAUUCACCUUGAUAUCUGCCGUUUCAAAUUCGUCGUUACCGUCGUCGUAUCCGUUGUCGUCAUCGUCAUCGUUUUCGUUGUCGUCAUCGUCUCAUUGUGUGAUCUGAUCCGAAUCUCCAAGACUACGCACAUAUUUUGGGAUUAUACUCUCGAGAGACAAGCUGAAGAGAUUAAUCAAAGGGGUAAUCGAUGCGAGGAAUCUACUUGAGUCGACGACAACGUUGAAGAUUUUGCAUUAAAUAUCUUUGAGGAUAAGAAGAUACAUCGAGAAAGAGAUUAUUAUGGAAAAAGCGAAAGCAUAUAUAAAAAAUGAAUUACGUGGGGGUUCCUUAAUGCAAUCGGAACCCCCGCCACCACAAUCACAAUCAUCCGCCGCACCAGUAGCAUCAUCGUUGGGCCAAUCACAUUCGUCUUCUUCGAUAGCGGCAUCAGUACCGCCAACACAUAGAACGUCUCCCCCAGAAAGUCAACACCAACAGCAACAGCAGCAGCAACAACAGCAACAGCAACACCAUCAACAACUUCUUCAACAUCAUCAUCAUAUGCAACAACAACAUUAUCAACAACAACUUCAACAACACCAUCAUCAACAGCAACAACAACAUCUGCAACACCAACAACAACAGCAGCAACAACAACAACAACAGCAGCAGCAACAACAGCACCAGCAGCAGCAACAACAGCAGCAGCAACAUCAACAGCAACAACAACAGCAACAGCAACAUCAUCAUCAUACAAAAUCCAAUAGCAGUAGUAGCCACAACCUCACAACUCCUGAAGUCAUACCGCUCUGUUAUGUGUGUGCAGGUCAAGGAGGCUACGAACCCAUACGAGUUCGUCCUAACCCAGAAAGACUAUCGGAACCAUAUUUUCCGUUUUUAGAGCGUCAUGAAGCGCCAGUUGGAGUUCCACAGUUGCAAGCCACGCAACAAUAUGUUAUGGCUUGCAUGCUCUGUUAUCGGUCGUUGACCGAACAGUGGGAUGCGUAUGAGAGGGAGAACAAACCGAUUCUCCAGCGGAUAUAUCACAUGAAACGUCUGGAUGGGAAGAAUUACAUUGGAGCUGACAUCGCCACCCAAGGGGAGUAUGCUGCCCAGAUGUUGGGACUUAGUGCUGAGCACUUGACUACAUCUGGUGGAGACCGCAGUGCCGGUGACCGAGGUGGAGGAGAACGAGGAUCCAGUUAUCCACCGUCAGGGUAUUCUUAUCCAAAUUCCGUGCAACGACCAAUGUCCCGAGAUUACGGACAACAUCCGAUGGGAUUGCAUGCGUCUCCGCAACCAGUUACCCAGCAGCACUCUGCUACGACCUCACUUCGCAACGAUUCCCCUCAUCGUCCCACGUCCCGUAAUGACUCACCGUCACAGCACCAACAGCAGAAAGUUGACUACUAUGGAAAGAGUCCGUCGGUGAGUUAUCCGCCCGGACAGCGGCCCUCAAGUCGCAAUACCGAAAAAUCCCAUAGUCGUCCUCAUUCCCGAGAAAAUCCCCACCAUUCGUCGUCGCAACAUCAAUUGUCCGCCCUGUCGCCUCAGCAGCAAAUAGCUCGUCCCACGUCGGCGCCAUACGACGGCAUCAACAUAAAACCGUCCUCGUUUGCCCAUCAUAAGCUCAAGCUGGGCCAGAUCUCCUACAUGAAUUCGAUAUCGGGGCCAAAUUACCCAUCCCAGCAACAGCAUCAUGCUGCUGCAGCAGCAGUCGCUGUCCAACAACAACAAUACCAACAGCAUCAGCAACAACUCCACCACCAACAGCAACAUCAGCUGCACAUGCAGAUACAACAGCAACACCAACUCCAACAACAGUACCACCAUCAUCAGCAGCAGCAGCAACAACAACAGCAGCAACAACAGCAGCAGCAUCAGCACCAACAGCAGCAACAGCAACAACAACAGCAGCAACACCAACACCUGCAACAUCAGCAACACAUGCAGCAAUCCUACCAUCAUCUUCCACCGCAAACAUCGCCUCAUGAAUACGGCAGCAGCAAGUCGCAACCUUACGGAUCCUCCAGCAGUGCUGGCAUUCAUCCAGCACCUCCACCGCCCGUUCCAAGCGCCCCAGUGGCGCCACCGUCAUCAGCAGUCCCUGCCAAUCCCACCGAAGAUGAAACAGUUCUGGACUUACGGAAUUCACAUCAUUCUUCGCCAAUCGUUCAACCACCAUCAGCAUCACGGACACCAACGUCACAACACGCCUCCUCCAAUACCACGCCCAAUCCGGUCGAAGUCGGCAUCCUCGAUUUAUCGAUGCCCGAUAAAAAUUCAACAACGGAAGUGUGUUAUGUGUGCGGUGAUGAACAGCGUCGCGGCAGUUUAAUCGAACUGAAUACAUGCAAACCGAAAGAAUUGAAAGAUCGCGAUCGUCCGUAUUUUACGAUAUUCAACGAAACCCAUCCGCGUCCGGCCAGAUCGCGACCCAAAGAUCCACGUGGAAUGAUCCAGGCGUGCCGAUUGUGUCAUGAUCAUUUAAUGCAACAAUGGAAUAAUCAUCAGGCAACUCGUGCAGCAGAAAAUGAACGUUUUUAUUCGCUUAGGAAGCGACCAGCACCAGUGGCAGAACGUACAACAUUUGUUUGUUAUACAUGUGGCGGCGAUACGCCAUCAUCUCAAUUACGCUUAGUCUAUUGUUGUCAAAAUGGUGAACGCGAGCCUUAUUAUCCUUUUAUCAAAACAAUGAAACCAUUUAAAAAUGCUAGUCCCAUAAGUCCGCAGGGCAUGGUGCAAAUAUGUUCCUCGUGCUAUGAUAAGCACUCACAUUUAGCCGAAGGUGGUACACCAGCUAUAAGCAGCAUAGACGGUCUAAAUAACAGCAAUAGCAGCGGCAGCGGUUUGAUGUUCAAUUCAAGUGGUGCCGUUGUAAGUGGCGGCAUCAGUACUGGCAAUCCAAAUGUCACCAGCAUUUGUAGCGGUGGCGCUGGUGGCGGUUUGGGUGGCGCUGGUGGCAAUGUUGGUGGUCAACAAAUCAUAACACCAACAGGUGGCAGUAGUGGUAAUGGUGGUGGCGGCGGAAAUGGUGGUCGCUAUACGCCCUCAGAAAAAUCACUAGCCAACUCUGAUUCAACGAGUAAUGUUAGAUUUAAGCCCUACGAGUCCAAUUCCAAUAACUCCUCAUCGGCAAAUCGUGAUCUUAAACCAUACAGACGUGAUUCCAGACCAAAUACACCUCCAUCGUCCCAAGGUACCAUUGAAAAUGGUCAUGGGCAGUAUCCUUGCUACAUUUGUAAAACACUUUGUGCAACAAACAAAAUGGAAUGGCUGUCGACCAGUGCCGAGCACAUGAACUCCCAUGCAAUGCAUUUUCCAUGUUUAAAGGGCAGCAGCAGUAAUAGUGAUCCAGCUGGUACUUCAAAUCGGGUAUUAGCAUGCAAGGACUGUGUUAAUCAUUUAGCCCGUCAAUGGGAUACAAUGGAUGCGGAACGUGUUCCAUUGGAACAUAGAAGAUAUAACAUUCCAUCACCAAUGAUGGCAUCUAGUUCACCAAAUGGCUCAAGACACGGUGGCAUGAGCAUAAACACACCACCAUCAACACCAUCGGUUUCAACAACACCAGCUAGCACCUCAAUCUAUUGUUUCCUUUGUGGUUUGCAUUCAGAUUUGACUCUAGCCCGAGUCCUGUACACCAGCAAGGAGGGCAAUCGACCAUACUUCCCGCAUUUACUUAAACAUAAAUCACCGCCAAAUGCUGAGCAAUUACGCUCCGAUUAUUCAGCUUUAGUUUGUACAUUCUGUUAUCAUUCUUUGCUGAAUCAAUGGAGGAAAUAUGAAGCACAAAAUGCAAGUGUGAAUCCAGCUGAACGUAAAUACAAUUGGCACGAUUACAUUUGCCAUUUGUGCGGUAUAACAACGUAUCGGAAACGUGUUAGAGCGUUGCCUGUUAACGAAUUUCCAUUUGUGAAAAGUCGAAAGAGCGACGAUGGUCUUUUGUUGGAAAAUGGAGAGUAUGCGGUCGUUUGUUUGGAUUGUUAUGAGAGUUUAAGACAACAAGCUUCUCAACAUGAUCGAGUUGGUGUUCCAAUAUCAAGACGAGGAUACAAUUGGGUACCACAGCCACCACCGCCUGAAGAUAGUCCUGAUGUUUCUGUAGCCCGGCUGCCGUGUGGUGAAAGAUCUGAUAAAAUACAAAUUAAUACAACACUAAGACCAAUACCAAAUAAAAAGAACAGCUCACCAAAACAAUAUGUACAUGAAAAACCAAGAGAUGUUGUACCACCAAAAGCCGGUCAGAAGCGUCCCGCAACGAGUCCAGCUCCGCUCAUACCAUCGCCGCAUCAUUUGCAAUCACCUUCGGGAGCACCUCCCCAAGUGCAACAGAAUUCCGGCCAUGGUCUCAGUAAUCAUGGGGCAAGUAAUCACAUUGGAGCUCAGUCACCUUCAAUGCAAGGCCAACAACAGCAACAGUCACAACAAGUGUGCGGAGUUCCGGGAGGUCUUAAUCAGCCGUUUGCCUCGGCUCUGCGAAAUCUAGCCAAGCAGGCUGACAUCAAGGAAGAAGAAGAUGUUGUUGUUCGGGAUCGUGGUGGCACACAAGGCGGUGGAGGCGGUGGUGGUGGUAAUCAACGUGAUGGGACGUCGUCAUCUUCUGCCGUUCAAAAUUCAUCCACAUCGCGUGUGCCUUCAACAAAUGAUUCCCGACUUGUGGUGGACAGUCGUCUGGGAAGCAGUCAGGAUGAAAGAUCUGUGGCGAAAAAGCGGUCAGCGCCAUCGCCUCAGCCAGCAGAGAAAAUAGCUCGCCUGAAUUCGGGUCAAUCGGUUGGUCUGCAACCGGAAUUGUUGGCCCGCAGCGGCUUUCAACCAUAUCGAUCGGAUGAACGCCUCAUGCAUCCCGCUGGGCCGUUCCCCUUAGAUGCAUAUUCUCCAUUCGCAGGGCUGCCCGGAAUGCCACCGGGUGCCAUUUUCAAUCCGGCCAGUCUACAAUACUCCGAGCAGUUCUUGUUGGAGCAACGUCAUCAAUUGCUUCGAAGCGGUGUACACUAUUCUCAUCCUCACCAUUCAUUGUACGCCCCAUUGCCAUCACCGUACUCGUCCCAUCUGUAUCCGUUCAUCAGUGUUCCUGUCCUCCAUGAGCGUAUGAAAAUGGAGGAGGAGCACAGAGCCCGCAUAGCCCGGGAAGAGGAACGUGAGCGUGAACUGCUGAGGGAAAAAGAACGUGAGCUCCGCGAACAGAGAGAGCGGGAACAACGUGAGAAGGAACAGCGAGAACGUGAACAACGCGAAAAGGAGCAGCGAGAACGUGAGAAGGAGCAAAAAGAGAAGGAGGCACGUGAACGUGAGAUGCGUGAAAAGGAGCGUGAAGCCAGAGAACGAGAGCGCCUGAUAUCUGCCUCACAUCACUACAACAAUCCUCUUUAUUCGUCGCUGAACAGAAAUAUCCUUGGCCCGAUGUUGCCCCACAUCGGCCUGAGUCUGCGUCCGCAACAGGGUGGCAUGCAUGGCCUGCCCUCUAUGUCGCCCUACCAUUCCAGCAACCAACGUCAGAGCCCACAUGCCGCAAUGGGUCUGAACUUGGGUCUUUCUUUGCCUGGCGUUCCAAACUUACCACACGGACCGAAUAUGCAACACCACUUGCAGAGUUCAGGACUUGCCCUAGGUCAUCCAGGUGCUGGUUUAACACAUCCUAGUUUCUCCGCAGCAGCUCUGGGACUCUCCCAUCACGGGUUGAACUUAUCCCAUCCUCACAUGUCGCCCCAUCAUCCACCGAUCACAGCUGCUCACCAGCUGCCACCGCAUUCGACACCGCACUCGCACGUGUCUACCAACAGUUCGCCCCACGGCAGUCUGAAUCUUACUCAGAGCUCCGCCGGAAAACACUCCGAAGCCACAAUUAUCACAUCCUCGGCGUCUGCAAUGCAGUCUCACUCUUCGCACAGCAUAAAUGCCCAGCCGCCAACAAGCAUUCCGAACAGUAUGUACUAUGCCCAUCACCCAGGACAUCAUGCCGCCAUGCAUUCGGUCAACUCUCUAGCGCCAUCUGCUGCCCAUCAGCAGUCUUCAUCGCUUUCGAUGUCCAUGGCUGCUAUGAAUCACCAUACUUCCUCCUCGGGCGGCAUGAAGUUACCCACACCAACUUCAUCGGCUGGCCAGCAACAGCCCAUGCCACCGAGUACGCACAAUCAAAAUGGCGGCCGUGCAUCGAACAGUCCCCGACAUCCGCUAGAGAAGCCACAAUCCGGACUUGGUCCUUUAUCGGCAGUAGUGUCAGCCAAUGAGCCAACUACCCUCGAUCUCACGGGCUCAAAUUCCAACCACGCCUCCAGUAUCGGUGGCGGCAGCAGUGUUGGAACUCCCGCGAACAACCGUACACCACCUUCACACGAGUUGAAUGGUACCGCCACAACAACAACCGCUACAAUGGUCAGCGAUGCAUCCGAGUCUAGCAAGGAAGCUACUUCUGUUAACGUAGCUCCGACUAGUGGCAGAGGCGGCACCCCCAAUAAAGAUAAUGAAAACAUGAAGAGCUCGCCAAUAGAUGACGCCAUUAAGCAAAAACCGCCAACACCAGUUUCAGCCACUCCUACCACAACCACCAUUGUCAACUCGUCACCGGAAGACGCUCGACGCAGUCCCGAUGAUCAGGCUUCGACUGGUGUGAAUCCCUCUUCAGAUGAAAAACAUGUGAGGCGCAACAGCGGUGAGGAAUCAGCCUUAUGACAUCAUCUAUUCAACAAUAACAACAAUUAACUAAUGCAACAGUAUCUAAGUAAUUUUAGCAGACAUUUGCUAUCAGAAAAACUAUAUGGAUAAGAAUCAUUUAUUUAUUCGAUUGAAUCCUGAAGAAAAAUUUAAAUAAAUCAAAGAAACAACAAUAAAAAUAAAUCCACAUAAAAUUUAUUUCUUUAAAUUAACUUAAAAUAAAAAACCAUUAAGCAAACCAAACAUUAUAAAUUUUUAAAAAAUGCAUAUAUAUAUAAAUAAUUACAACAAAAAAAAUCUGUGUUCUGUAAAUGUUAAUUAUUAUUAAAUUAAAAAAAUAUGAAAUUCAUUGAAAAUAACAUAUUUAAAAAGAAAAUAAAUGUAUUUAAUUAAAACAUGAACAAAAAUAUCUAACAAGAACUUUGUAUUAUAAAAGAAACAAAAAACCACACACACACAAAAAUAUUUGUCAAAAUAAAAUAAUAAAUUUAAAAAAUACAAUUCGUAUAUUUGCAAAGCGAAUUUUCAUGAAAAGACUUUUUAAAAAUUAAAUGUUUAUAUAUAUUUUAAAAUAAAAAACAAAAAAUAAGAACAUAAAACUAAAGCUUAAACUAAAAAUAAUUUAUUUUUUCAACACAAUAUUAUAGGAAGAAUAAACUUAAAAUUAAAAAAGAAUAAUAAUUAAAUUUAUUAAAAUAUAUAAAAUAAGCAAAAAAAAAAGAAAAGAAAUUUAAAUGGACUUUAAAAAAAAUGUGAUUUGGAUAUAGUGUGAAGCGAAUUAUUAUGAAACGGGAUAUUAGACGACAGAAAUUCAAAUGACUAAAUAAAUUAAAUGUUUUAUCUAAAAAAUAUUAUACAAUUCACUUAAUUAUACAUAAAUAUAUAGAAGCAACAUAAUAUUAAUGUAUUCUAAUAAAACAAAAAAUUGAAAAUGAAAUAAAUACAUGUUUCAUAUUCAACCCCAGCCCCAGUAAUAAAAAUAUAAACAAAAAACAUUAAGUGUAUUAUAAAAUAGUAAAACAGCAUGUUUGUAUAGUAAAAACAAAAACAAUUAAAAAAAAACACACACCCACAAAUUCACACUUUCAACUGUCUUCAAAAAAUGUAAAUGUAAAUGUUAAUUAAGAAAAAAGCAAAAAAAAACAAACAAAAAGAAAAUAAUCUUUUUGAAAAAAAAAACAUUAUUUUAAGUUAAUUAGUUUUUUUAUUAUUAUUAUUUAUGUAAAAGUUAAAAAAAUGUCAUGAAUGAAAUUUUUUUCGAAAAAUCUGUGAUAUGAUAUAAAUAUUUAAAUUUAAACAAAAUAAAAUAAAAUAACAACAAAAAAAUGUAUAAGCUAUAAAAUUUAAAAAACAAAAAAAAAAAAUAAUAUAAAAUAAAAAAGUUCACUAAAUCGUUUCAUUUUGCGGAAUUAUCUUUAAUUUUAUGAACAACAAAGAAAAGAAAUGAAGUAAUUAUUAAAGUAUAUCUAUAUAUUGAGUAAUAUAAUUAAUUAUGUUUAAUUUUCAAUAUAUUUAAAAUAGUAUUAUUAUAAUUUUAUAUGAGUUCCAAAUAAAUAAUUAUAAGCUAUAAACAUAAAUAAACAGAAUAUUGUCUUUUUGAAUUUUAAAUAUAUGCAAACGUAAUUUGCUGUACAUGAAAUAAAUUAUAAAAUUUAGAAUUUUAAGCAAACCCGAACAACAUGAAUAAGAAAAUUAAUUCAAAAGUGAUGUGGAGAAUAAAUUAAUUAAAAAAAAAUA